AUGAGUACCCGAGUAGCAAGGAGCGACGCAAAGAAGGCGAUGUCUGCCCGCCAGCCGGCCGAGAGAUCUUGCCCGGGGCAAGGGGGGUCCACCACACGGCCUACCCGAACCUCGCGGCUGAUCUCGAGGCGAGGGAAGCCCGAUCCGGUGAUCAGCUCCGACAGCGACGUCGAGCUGGUCGAGGAUCCGCGGUUGGAGCAGAGGAGGUGGCGGCUUCAGAAGGCCACCAGCGACACCGACGGCCGCAUCCCAACCGGCACCACUCAUGUCGGUUGGGCCAGCGAAGAGCCCCCUGCGGAGCAACGGACUCCCCACAGCCACGAGGAGCAGGUGGCAGCCGCCACGCUGGAGUUUCGGCUGAGCCUGGAGGCGCGGCGGAAGACGGAGGAGGCUCAACUGCGAGAGAUGGAGGAGGACCCGGAAUGGCAGGCCCGUUUGCGAGAGGCCGAGGAGGAGGAGCAGCAGUUGUGGGAGGAACCGGCAUGCCCACCCACUCCGAGGUAUGUCGCCGAACCGUGGGUGCCGCUCCAGGAGGUAGCCGACGUUCGAUAUGCCUCUCCGCCGGGCUGGCUGCCGGAAGUGCCGCUUACGCCGCGGUACGAGGGGUCGCCGACGCGACCACCCCCACCGAAGGGCGAGGCGCUCCCUGCCCGGUCGCCAUCACCGCCGCAACCGGAUACGCCACCUUCAACGGUGAGGCACGGCGGGGAAUCUCCCCGGUGGAAACCCGCGCGACCACCCACGCCGAGGUUCGAACGGCCGCCGGCGGUAGGAUCGCACCCGCGGCCGGACACGCCGCAAUGCCAACCCGGAGACCCGGUGGGACACCACGUCCGAACGGACAUCCCGGCGGCGCACGUGACCCAUAGCGUGCGGUCGUUCGUUGGCGAAGGCGUGAGGUGGCGGCAACAGACGGUCGUCUGGACAUGGCCGGAGGGCCCCGCGGAGAAGACGACGGUGGAGGAGCCCAGGAUUUGGGAGGAGACGGGACCUCGGGUGAGCCCGAUGGAUCCCAGGACCCGUGGACGGCCGGACCUAUGGACCCCGCCGACACCGAGUACGCGGCCAUCGACUCCAGGGACAGGGCCCACGACACCGGCAGCGACGCGAGACGAGGCGGAAACGGCGGAGCCUCAGGAGAGGGGACCGUGGAAAUGGCCGGAACCGACGGGAGGUGGAAGGCCAAGCUUCAAACGUCAACAUUCGGCGCCCGUGGAGCCCGCAUCGGCGGCGCGUCCUAAGUUGGCGCGGACAAUGUCGGCGCCGGAAGGCCAGCGAUGGCUGGGAGUCCCAGAGCAGGAGUGGCCCGCAGGAAUCGCGGAAGAACCAGCGGUACGCGAGGCUCGCAACCUGGGCGGCAGGCGCAGCGUGCGGAUCAGGAGUGGCGGACGCACGUAUCGCGUGAGGCUGGGGCUCGCGGGCAUGAGGGUUUUCAUGGAGCAGUAA
This is a messenger RNA of Drosophila biarmipes, 1446 nucleotides long. RefSeq names its product nascent polypeptide-associated complex subunit alpha, muscle-specific form-like. The record is from RefSeq and is a predicted model, not a curated record. Bases 1 to 1446 code for a protein of 481 amino acids. NCBI's taxonomy places the organism in Eukaryota, Metazoa, Arthropoda, Insecta, Diptera, Drosophilidae. The transcript has a single exon.